This is a messenger RNA of Fukomys damarensis (Damara mole-rat), 6555 nucleotides long. It is a transcript of the gene Parp14, whose product is annotated as poly(ADP-ribose) polymerase family member 14. Bases 27 to 5450 code for a protein of 1807 amino acids. Gene Ontology annotation, biological process: negative regulation of gene expression. Gene Ontology annotation, cellular component: cytoplasm; nucleus. Gene Ontology annotation, molecular function: NAD+ poly-ADP-ribosyltransferase activity; transcription corepressor activity; nucleic acid binding. NCBI's taxonomy places the organism in Eukaryota, Metazoa, Chordata, Mammalia, Rodentia, Bathyergidae. The transcript has 17 exons. The record is from RefSeq and is a predicted model, not a curated record.
GAGCAGUCGGGACAGCAGCGCCCAGGAUGGCUGCGCCCAGCUCCUUCCCGCUGCUGGUCGAGGGGUCCUGGGGCCCCGACCCUCCCAAGAACCUCAGCACCAAGCUGCAGUUGUACUUCCAGAGCCCCAAGCGGUCCGGCGGCGGGGGGGAGUGCGAGGUGCGCAGGGACCCCGAGAACCCGGCGCGCUUCCUGCUGCUCUUCUCCCAGGACGUUCGGCAGAAAGUUCUGCAAAAAACAAAUCAUGAGUUAGUUUUGCCAGGUAAAGGGACAUUCCAGUUAACUGUCCAGCUGCCCACUGCUCCAGACGAAGCCCCAGUCUCUAAGGAGAAAAUUCUAGCAAAUGAAUCCAAGACGGGAGAAAAUGUCAAUGAACCAGUUGUGUCAGAAGAACCAGACACAGAGCUGUCUCUCAAUACUAGAUCAGAAAAGAUGGAAGAUCUCACAAAAGAAAGUGAAAAUGUUUCCAGUUUGGUGGCAUUUGAAAAUCUCAAGGCAAACGUGACUGACAUGAUGUUGACUUUGUUAGUGGAGAAUGUAAGUGGCCUGACCAGUGAUGACUUUCAGGUGGAAGUGAUACAGGAUUUCAGAGUUGCUGUGGUUACCUUUAAAAAACAUACAGACACUGUGAAAUUUGUUUAUGAUUGUGCCAGACACAAUUUGAUUAAAAAAUUUAACCUAUCUCCAAGACUUCUGGAAGAGACAAAAACGAUCCGGGUGGAAAACCUGCCCCCUGGUGUUGAUGACUACCAGUUACAACUUUUCUUUGAAAAUCCUUACCAUGGAGGGGGAAAAGUAGCUCGUGUUGAAUGUUUUCCGGAAGAAAGUUCAGCUCUGGUUGAAUUUUGUGACAGAAAAGUGUUAGAUACCGUCAUGACCAAGAAACACAACUUCAAUAAGAUGCCGCUUUCUGUCUUCCCCUACUACACCUCUUUGGGCACAGCCUUGUAUGGUAAGGAACAGCCUCUGAUCAAGCUACCGGCACCAUUCCAGGAGUCACUGGAUCUGCCUUUGUGGAAGUUCUUUCAGAAAAAGGACCACUUGAUCAAGGAGCUGGAUGAUGAAAUGAGACGUCAUCACUGUGAGCUAACAUGGUCCCAGCAGGACAGUAAAGUUACCAUCAGACCUGCGGCCACGUUAGUCAGUCAAGGAAGACUGAGAGUGAAGACGUGGAAGAAAGACGCCUCUGCAGCACUUGCUGACAUCAGGUCAGCGUAUGCAGUUUCCUCGUUUAAGGUGGCUCCGGCAGUUUGGAACACCGUAAAAAAUGACUUAGAGGAUGAUACGGUUUUGAUUGAAUUUGAUACAUCUAAGGAGACUGUAACCUUAGCAGGGAAAUCAGAUGAUAUUCGAAGUGUUAGUCCUCAAAUCAAGGAACUGCUAGAAAGAACGACUCAAAAAAUUCAAAGGGAAGAGCAAAGCCUGAAGGAAAAAGUGGCUGUUUCUUCAGAAAAGCAUUUUCUUUUGCACCACAGUGGCGUUCUGCAGUGUGUGUGCGUAGAGUGCCCAGAGAUGGAGAUCGGUUACGAUGCGGACACUCAGCAACUGUGCCUUAAAGGAACCCAGGCAGAUGUGUAUAAAGCGAAGUGUGAAGUCCAGGAGAAGGUGUACACCAUGACUGAGAAGGCCAUUGAGGUCUCUCCCGAGGUCUUCCAGUUUUUGCAGCAGGUAGACCAUAAAGAAUUCUCUAAGUCUUUUUUUAUUGCACAAAAGAAUCUUACAGUUUAUGAGCUCAAGGACACAACUGUGCUCUUAACCAGCUGUUCCUCUGAAGCGUUGGUAGAAGCUGAAAAACAGAUGCUCAGUGCCUUAAAUUAUAAACGCAUUGAAGUCGAGGACAAGAAAGUUCUUACAGGCAGCAAAUGGAAAAGCUUCAUUGGCAAUAUCCAGAAGAAAUCUGAUUCUUCCUCAUGCAUUAUGGUAACCAAUGAUCUCACUGUAGGAAGCCCAGCUGGCAUCGUUGUGGCAGGCCUCGUGAAGGAAGUAAAUGAAAUCUAUAGCUUGAUUUUUGACUUCUUGGAAAAAAAUAUGAAAAUAGAAAGAUUGAUUGAAAUAAAACCAUCCUUGGUUAUAGACUACUUAAGGGCAGAAAAGAAGCAGUUCUGGUCAAAAAUCAAGAAGGGAGAUGUGCAGGUGGUUUUCAAUCCAGAGCACAAACAAAAGGGCAUUUUGCUAAUUGGACCCAAGUGCCAUGUGGUAGAAGGUAUGAACUUUGUCAAGGAAGCCGAGAAGUCUGUCUUUGUUAAAAGCAUCCCUAUUGACAAGCCAGGAGCCAGGCAGUUCUUCCAGGAUAAAGCAUGGUUUUACAGAGGUGAGGUCCGGAAGUUAUACGGUUGUUUCAUUGAACUCCUAGAGAAUGAAGAAAAGGUAGGAGGCAAAACUGAUGGGCAGAAGUACCUCAUCCAGACAGAGGUGGCCCCUGGCAUCUUCCUGAUGGUCCAGCAGGGUGACUUGACUCAGUUUCCAGUCAGUGCGGUGGUGAAUGCAGCCAACGAGGACCUCAAGCAUAUAGCUGGCCUUGCUGCUGCUCUCUCGAGAGCAGCUGGCCCGGAACUUCAAGCAGACUGUGACAAGAUAGUGAAGAGAGACAGCCGGCUCCUACCAGGCAAUGCUGUCCUCUCGAAGGCAGGGAGGCUACCUUGCCAGCAUGUGAUCCAUGCAGUAGGGCCCCGGUGGGAUGGACAUGAGGCCCCAAGGUGUGUGUACCUGUUAAAGAAAGCUGUGGAAAAUAGUCUUCUUUUAGCAGAAAAACACAAGUGUCGGUCCAUAGCCAUUCCUGCUAUUAGUUCUGGAGUCUUUGGCUUUCCCUUACAGCAGUGUGUGGAGUCCAUUGUUCUGUCCAUCAAGGAAAACUUCCAACAUAAGCAGGAUGGAUGGACUUUGAAAGAGAUUUAUCUUGUGGACUCAUUGGAGAAGACAGCUGAGGCCUUUGCUAAAGUUGUGAAAACUAUAUUUAAAUGCCCUGUGCUGGGGAGAUCAUCCCCACCUGGUACAGUGUCCCAGCCUGAUACAACUUGCCUGCACAGUGGACCUGCAGCAAACCCUGUGGCAGCAUCUCAGGAAAUUGCAUUUCUGACAGCCCCAGGAGGCCUGAAGAUCCUGUUGGUGAAAAAGUGUUUGCAGGAUGCCACGACUCAUGUUGUUGUCAACUCCAUUCCUUCGGAUCUUGGACUCUACCGAGGGCCCCUUUCUCAGGCCCUCUUGGAAAAAGCUGGGCCAGAGAUCCAGAAGGAGUUAUACACAGCUGGACAAGGGGUAACUGCCAGCGUGGGAACGAUUCUCCAAACCAGUGGUUGCAAUCUGCAGUGCCGCCGUGUGCUUCACGUGGUGACUCCAUCGUGGACAAACAACACAUCUGCACGAGAGAUCAUGGAAGACAUAAUCAGAGACUGUUUGGAGAUCACUGAGAGACUGUCUUUACAAUCAAUUGCAUUUCCAGCAAUAGGAACAGGAAAUUUAGGAUUUCCUAAAACCAUACUUGCUGAAUUACUCCUUUCAACAGUGCUCGAAUUUAGUAGCAAAAAGCCACUGAAAACCCUGCAAGAGGUUCACCUUCUGAUGCACCCAAGUGAUCGUGAAAAUAUUCAGGCCUUUUCAGUUGAAUUUGCCAAAAGGAUUAAUGGAAAGUUUAGUGAUAAAGUUCCCAAGGCUGAAGAUAAGCAAGAGUUAUAUGGCACGGUUUUGAGCCCUAAUUUAGGAAUGCAUGAAAUAAAGAUUGGCCCCAUCAUCUUCCAGGUGGCCUCUGGGGAUAUCACCAAAGAAGCUGCAGAUGUGAUCGUAAAUUCAACAUCAAACAGGUUUAAUCUUAAAGCAGGAGUCUCCAAAGCAAUUUUAGAAAAUGCAGGACAAGAAGUGGAACAGGAAUGUGCUCUCCUAGGUCAACAGGGAAAAAAUGAGUAUAUAAUUACUAAAGGUGGAUCACUGAUGUGCAAGAACAUUAUUCAUGUUGUUGGUGGAAAUGAUGUCAAGAGAUCAGUUUCUUGUGUUCUGCAAGAAACUGAGAAACGGAGUUACUCAUCCAUUUGCCUUCCGGCCAUUGGGACAGGAAGUGCUGGACAAGACCAAAAUAAGGUUGCUGAAGCUAUGCUUGAUGCCAUUGAAGACUUUAUCCAGAAAGAGUCAGUUCAAUAUGUGAAAAAAGUUAAAGUUGUUAUCUUUCAGAGCAAAGUACUGGAUGUAUUUUAUGCCAGCAUGAAAAAAAGAGAAGGAUUGCAGGCUUCUCACCAACCAUCGCUGAUAUCUAAAUUUGCCUCCUUUUUUGGCUUUUCAAAACCACCUCACCCAAAAAAGAAGGCCUUGGUUUUGGAAAAGAAAACAGAACUGGUGGUCUUCCAGUUGUGUGGUGAAAACAGAAACUGUGUGGACCAAGCUGUCCGCUGGUUAGAGGCCCUGAUUGCAAAGGAGCAGUAUUCUUACACCAAUACAGACGAGUGUAUCAAAGAUUUUGAUGAAAAGGAGUAUCAGGAACUGAAUGAGCUGCAGAAGAAGUUAAAUAUUACCAUUUCACUAGACCAGAAGAGACCUUUCAUUGAGGUUUUGGGAAUUACCAGAGAUGUGAUGGAGGCUAGAGAUAAAAUUGAAGAAAUGAUGAAGAAGGUGAGAUCAGCCAAAGAAGAAGAAAACAGGGCAGAUUGUAUUAGUGAAUUUAUAGAAUGGCGAUAUGGUGAGGAUAACACUUUUCAUCGUUUUGACAAAAUAACCAAUCUGCAAUUGGAAGAUGCAAGGAAAGCAAAGAACAAGAGUACUGUUGUCAAAAUUAACAAUCAGUCAUACACAGUGAACUUGAAGGACAGCACUGCCAGCAGUCCAGAUGGACACAGUGUAAUUAUUCAGCGCUUCACAAAAUCCGAAGUUGACCUUCCUGGGUACUGGAGUGAUAUGAAGCAGCAGAACCUCUGUGUGGUCCAGCUGCAGCCUGGCGACGUGGAAUUCAACACCGUGGCAGGGAAGUUUAAUCAGACCUGCUCACAGUUUGUCAUUGAGAAGAUUGAGAGGAUCCAGAAUCCAGAUCUCUGGAAUAGCUACCAGGCAAAGAAAAAGACCAUGGAUAGCAAGAACGGCCAGGGCACCAACGAGAAGCUACUCUUCCACGGCACCGAUGUUGACUCGGUGCCUUAUGUCAACAGGAACGGAUUUAACCGCAGUUACGCUGGAAAGAACGCUGUGGCAUAUGGAAAGGGAACCUAUUUUGCUGUCAAUGCCAAUUAUUCUGCCAAUGACAUAUACUCCAAACCAGAUGCAAAUGGGAAAAAGCACAUGUAUUACGUGCGAGUACUCACCGGCAUGUACACAAAUGGACACAGCUCAUUAAUUGUGCCUCCUUCAAAAGUCCCCCAAAAUCCUACUGACCUGUACGACACAGUCACAGACAAUAAGCACAACCCGAGUUUAUUUGUGGUAUUUUAUGACUACCAAGCAUACCCAGAGUACCUCAUUACUUUUAGAAGAUGACAUUUUGGUUUCCUUCCUGAAAGACAUCAUACAGAGCCACUUAUAAAACAAGUUUAACCCCGCCCCCAACGACAACUUUUUCGAAGAUCAGAAGAUCCUUUUUUUCCUCCCCCAACCCCUUUCUUUGACAUGCUGGAGAUCAAAGCCAGGGCCUUGUGCACGCUAGGCAAAUAUCCCACCAUCGAGCUGCACCCCCCAGCCCGAAAGAUCCUUCUUUGUCACCAAAAUCAGACUUCCCUCAGCUUCUUUUUCAUAAUGGCUGGAAAUGAACUAUCUUGCAAGCAAACACAUUUUGAGAAUUUAAAUCAGAUAACGAGUUACAACUGUGUGUCCACAAGUGUGUGGACGUUAAAUUUGUGGAAGAGCAGGUUUCUGUUUUCAGGAAGGACAGAAGAACAGUCUUCCAGGCAGAAGGCACAGGCAGCAGUUCUAGCUUCUGCUAGGGGAAACUGACGGCUGGAAGAGUGUCAGGAUGCCAUCGUGCUGAGUGGAGCAUGAAGGGUAGGUUUACCAUCGCCCCUGAACAAGGGAGGGGUCUUAUUCAUGUUUCUGUCCUUGAGUUGAGGUCUGUGCCUAUGAGAUGGAUAGCCCGUAAGUAUUUGAUAAGACAAUUAAGAAUGAAAUAGCCCAGCCUGGGAUUUAGCUCAGUGGUUCUGGUGCCUGCUUCGCAAGUGCAAGGACCUGAGUUCAAUUCCCAGUACAAAAAAAAAAAAGAAUGAAAUGGCCUGGUCAGACUUCUAUCCAGGGUAGGAAUCGUCGCUUCAACAUCCAUGACUUUUGCUCCAGAUGAACCCAUUCCAUUAUGGGAACUUCUUUCAUCACAAAGCAGACCAGGCCAUGGGGCUGGAGAGCUGCAAGCAGGACUCUGGGACUGUAAUGCACUUUCGCACCCUGCAUGGACUGGACAAUGGGAUUUAGCUCACAGUUUGGGUGAAUUGCAUCUCAUGGAGCUGUCUGGAAGCCAGAAAGUCCUUCCUAAUGUUAAACCCAAACCUGCUUUCCCCACUGUCCGGUGAAAAUAAUGGGACACUGGGUGCUAUAUCUUCUGUGGAAACUACUGUGCUAUGAUUAACGAGCUGUAAGGUUAUUAAAUCGCUUAUUUCCU